UUUUCUUAUUUUCUGGUCUGGAGAGAGAAAGGAGCGGGGACGUAACUUGGCAAAAAGAACCAGUUGAAUUUCAACAGUGAAGUGUGAGAAAAUGUCUGUUCAUCAGCUUAGGAAUAUGAAGAUACUUUUAGGCCAAGUUAUUGGUACGAAGAUGAGGAAGACAGCCAAAGUUCGAGUAGAGCGUUUGGUUUUGGACGAAUACGUAAUGCAGUACUAUCCAAAAAGGAUGACCGUCUUUGCUCAUGAUGCUCAGCAACAGGCCAAGGAAGGUGACAUUGUCCUGGUGAAAAAGCUUCCUAUACCGCGGUCCAAAAAUGUCAAGUACGACAUGGAACAGAUCAUCUACAGUCUUGGCAACGUGACAGAUCCGAUUACGGGCAAGAAAUGUGAUGCGUUCUCAUACUGGGAGGACUCCGAGUCUAUGGAGGAUGUGAUAAAUGGAGGAGAUGCAGAAGGAUCUGUCGACAGACUCUCAAGUGAUGGACAGGAGAAAGACUUAAUAGAUAGCAAGCAGAGACAGAUGGAUGGAACACCUGUAUGAUGUUGGAUUUAUCUCUGAGAAAAGUCAAUGAAUACUCCAGACAGUUUAUAAAACAAUUGUAUGUUGUGGGUUAAAUCAGCGAAAGGUUUAACUCCGGCUGUUGGUUGUGACAUUUUUGCGGAAAAGAAAAACUCACUUUUGCAGAUUGUCCUCCCUUUGCAGUGGUGUGCAGGCCAUUUGCUAUUUAAAACACCAGUGACGAGACAAAAUGAUCUCCAAUCGAACCAAGCACAGAAGUUGUCCGUCUAGUUCAGUGAAGAAAAGCAUCCCUAAAAGAUAGCCAUAUUUUCUUUGGACCAUGAACUACAAAGAUCAAAGUUCACCUGUUUUAUGAUCUAAGAACUUGAUGUAGUUCCAAUCAGCUGUAAUGUUUCUCAUGAUUUUUUCAUAAUCUUGUGCAGCAGUGUAUGCUAUGGUGGAACUGAAUAAACCUUCAGCUCGCAAUAUUUCAACAGCAAAAUACAUGCAAAUGAGCAUAAAGAGACUUUGAUUUACAUUUGUUUUCUGUUCCCCUUUACUCACAAUAUCAGGGGAUUCUCAGAAAUUAGGUGAGGUUUGCGAUAGCACCAGGUGUAAAUCUCUUUUUAGUAGUGUUGGUUUUAAAAAGAAUGAUUCGGUGGUUGACAACGCUGAUGGUUGACUCUGAUGAGACCUUUUCAGAACCAACACUAUUCUAAAGAGAUUUACACAAGGUGCUAACGCAAACCUAACCUAAUUAUACUUCCUCCAUGCAAAGUUUGAAAUUCAACCAAUAGACCGAUCCAUUAAGCUCCGCCCCAUUGCGUAUUUACCUAUCACAACGCAACGCAGGUCGACAAAUAAGGUCCGACAUGCGUGCGCGUAUGCUUGGCGUGCACGGCAGAUUGUGCAGAAAGGAAUUGGAGAGGCUCACGUGUUCUUGCUCACACGUGCGUCGUGGGCGGAGCCUAAUGGAUCGGUCUAUUCUCAGAAAUAACGGGCGACAACCAAAAGAUCAGCCUACCAAUGUGAUGUGAUAUAUUCUCUAUGUUGGGAAAAUAUACUCUAAAACUCAAGGCCUCAAUUGGGUGUUAUUUGACAGCUCUUCUCAUCUAUUUGAUGUGCAAUGAAACCCAGUUUCUCGUGUCACUGUGAGAAUUGCCUCGAUUAAUGAAACAAAUUAAGUUAACUUUCGCAUGUUAGCUUUUGUCUCGGCAUUCUUAAAAAGGCACUGGACACUAUUGGUAAUUACUCAAAAUAAUUUUUAGCAUAAAAAACUUAUUAGGUAACGAGCAAUGGAGAGCUGUUGAACAGUGUUGAUAGUACAUGUGUAAAACUUUGAGAGAAACGGCUCCCUCUGGAGUAACGUAGUUUUUGAGAAAGAAGUCAUUUCUCUUCAAAAUAUUUUAACUGAA
Asterias rubens (European starfish) is the source of this 1914-nucleotide messenger RNA. RefSeq names its product 28S ribosomal protein S17, mitochondrial-like. Gene Ontology annotation, molecular function: structural constituent of ribosome. Gene Ontology annotation, biological process: mitochondrial translation. The transcript is spliced from 2 exons. Lineage: Eukaryota; Metazoa; Echinodermata; Asteroidea; Forcipulatida; Asteriidae. Bases 92 to 541 code for a protein of 149 amino acids. Gene Ontology annotation, cellular component: mitochondrial small ribosomal subunit; ribosome. The record is from RefSeq and is a predicted model, not a curated record.